Messenger RNA from Phaedon cochleariae (mustard beetle), 351 nucleotides. The record is from the annotation of a GenBank genome assembly. NCBI's taxonomy places the organism in Eukaryota, Metazoa, Arthropoda, Insecta, Coleoptera, Chrysomelidae.
AUGGUUUUGAGGAAUAUGCUUAGUCAAAACACAGAACCCAAACUAUUUUUAUAUACUGGUCAUGAAAACAAUAUCAACAAUAUCUUAUUUGCGAUGGGAAUAGAAGAACCACAUUUUCCAAACUACAGUGCUACAGUAGUUUUUGAAUUGCACUCUCUCGAAAUCGAAAACCGGACAGAAUUUGCAGUGAAAGUAGUACAUAUAAAUGGUCCAGAUCAGAACUUCGUAGUGAAACAACUGAAAGGAUGUGACGUAUUAUGUCCACUGAACAAGUUCCAGGAGCUCACUAAAGAUGUCGUUCCUGUGAACUACACUAGAGAAUGUGAAUCAACAAAAAAUCUAGAUGCAUGA